Sinocyclocheilus anshuiensis is the source of this 1839-nucleotide messenger RNA. Its product is annotated as zinc finger protein 36, C3H1 type-like 2. Gene Ontology annotation, molecular function: metal ion binding; mRNA binding. The transcript has 2 exons. Bases 85 to 1056 code for a protein of 323 amino acids. The record is from RefSeq and is a predicted model, not a curated record. NCBI's taxonomy places the organism in Eukaryota, Metazoa, Chordata, Actinopteri, Cypriniformes, Cyprinidae.
GCCUCAUGAACACAGCAUAACGCGUCCAGCGCUCCUUCGCAACUUCUUACAGCAACAUUCCUUCACAACAACACGUACUUCACUAUGUCCGAUACGCUGGGCGAAAGUCUCAUACGGAAUCUCAUCAACCUGGGUUUAGAUGAGCCGUUUCUACAACUAUCCCGCCCGUUCGCACCGAAGAGCAUCAGCUCCGAGCGGCUCACCGACGACGUCUGGCCGGCGGACUCCCGGAGCGACCGAGCGCCAAGCAAAGCCCAGUUUCCCCUUAAAGCAGACCGAUCCAUGAGUCUGACUGACACCUUCAACAGAAUGAAGCCCCACGACGUCCCACCACCGCCCGGAUUUCCUCCCCUGGCACCCCUGCCUUCGAACCGGUACAAGACCGAGCUGUGCCGAAGCUUUCAAGAGCACGGCAGCUGCAAAUACGGCAGCAAAUGUCAGUUCGCCCACGGCGAGAGCGAGCUGCGAGGUCUAAACCGCCAUCCCAAAUACAAAACUCAAGCCUGUCGCACUUUCUACCAGUUUGGAUACUGUCCGUACGGAAGCCGCUGUCACUUCCUCCACGGGGCGAAAAACUCUCUGGACGGGGACGACCAGAACCCGCGUCAGCUGCGUCAAAGCGUCAGCUUCGCCGGUUUCACUCGCAGCAACUCUCCCCCGACUUUAUACGAGCCCCUGAGCUUCACCCGUGCGCCUUCGGUCUCUCCCCCUCCCGCUGACAUCUUGUCCCCAGUCUUCAGCGACUCUUCUCGAGACAUGUUCCCCUUCAGCCGUCACAGUACCGGAGAUAUCUACAACAACGCGCCCUUCACGCCAGAGCCUCGGUCACGAUGUGUCUGCGGACACGGAAAUAACUUCCAGGGCUCCAGCAACGAGCUGUACAUGAAGGAAGACCUGAGCAAAGCCAACCUGCAGCGCUUUUCCUCAGAAGACUCGCUGUCAGACCGCGAAAGUUACAGCAGCACCGGCAGCUCGAGCGGCUCUGAGUCACCCACCUUCGACGGCUCGAGCGGGAAGCGCCUCUCUGUUUUCGCGCGGAUGUCUGUGUCUGACUAAGGACUUUACCGCCAUUCCUUCCCAAUCGUUCAGUCAGUCAAAUAUAAUAUGCAACGAGUCUUAAUACUGUUAAUUUAUAUAUAUUUUUUUUUAUAAUGGUGUUGUAGCCUAUUAUUUUCGGUGAUAUUGUCUUCCAUUUGCUUAUGCUUUUCUUGCUUUUCAACGUUGUUUAGCAGUGAGCAUUGCAGACAAGUGCCUUAAAAUAUCAUAACCUAUGCUAGUGGCAUAAGUAGAGCUCGUGUCAAAUAUAUAUGUGCAUAUAUAAUUAUGUAUGUAUAUAUCAUAUAUCCAGUGUGUGAAUUAGGGGGUUGGAUUUUUAAAGGAAUUUCUAGCCGUUUUUGGGAGAAGUCAGUUCCCCAAAUAAUUUGCACCCUUUGUAUAUCAACCAACAAUGUGAUAAACUUGAGAAAAUGACCAUACAUUCACUCACAAAGAAUGCACUUUACAAAUCAAUACCGGGUGAAUGUUUCCAUGUAGCAUUUUAACCAAAGCAUUAUGAUGUUAGGUGCCUGUUUUGUACAAGAAAACUAAACAAACCUAAAAACAAUAUAUUUAUAUUGAACAAGAGCUGUCAAGUUAAUGUUUUGACAACCCUGGUUGGGUCCUUACUCAAGGAAACUUGUCUUUUAUCAGGGACUGUAACAGAACAGUAUUUCUGUAGAAUAGUUUGCUUCAUUUGCAAUGUUUUUUUUUUGUUUUGUAUUUUUUUGUAAUUGUAAUUGUAUAGACCUAACUAAUAUAUUUAUUGAGUAUUUAUUGAAGGUAUAGUAAUGUAUUUUUUAC